GGUCCAAUUUUCAGAUAGGUGUCUUCUUAUAAAUAACGUUCACAACCCUUCUAUGCUCGUUGGCAGGGGUAGGACAUGCAGUGCGUCAAACCUCUCAAAUAAAACAAAAAAACUGGCUACACAGACGCCCGGACUACCGAGACGCCGGUUGAUUGAAUAACAAUUGUGUGUACAUUUAUUUCGCAGUGCUCGCGCAUGCAACCUGGGCGGUCUAGUCACGGAGUCAAGCGCUUCCUGGUGGAUUCAUUCGAGGAGUUUCUCUAGUUUCAAGAAACUUUAUUAUAAUAUGUACAUGUUCUAGGCUAUAGAUACAGUAUGUUUACUAUUGUAGCCUAAAAAACGCUAGUUUCAAGAUAAUAGUGUGGAACACACACCCUUGGAUAGACUACCACAUUGAGAGAGGAGCCAAGCACUCAGGGUUUGGGAUUUACUGGAACCAGGACAUAUCCAUCCUUAAGGAUUUUAGUGACGUAGUUCCUCCGGAUUGUGGGAAUCCCAUUGAACUGACCAGGAGGGAGUUGCUUGCUUUAGCAAAACCAACAGUGGAGUCGACCAUGGGGGAUAAAGAGGACUUAGUAGUGACCACGGCUGUGAACUUUGUUGGGAACGGAAACUUCCUGGACUCGGCGUUCCGCUACACCUUCUUCCCAGUGUUCUACGGUGUUGUGUUCAUCCUUGGGCUGAUAUCCAAUAGUUACGCGCUGUUCGUGCUGUGGCGCCUGCGCGAUGCCAAGGCCUUGAACGAGAUCUGCAUCUACAUGGCCAACCUGACUGUGGCCGACCUCCUCUUCGUGUCCGCCCUCCCCUUCUGGAUUGGCUACUACCAUCAUGAUGGCGUCUGGCUCUACGGCGAAUUCCUGUGCCGUGUCACCGGCGUGUUCUUCUUCAUCAACACCUACUGCUCCAUCCUCUUCCUUGCUGCCAUCAGUAUCAACCGCUACUGGGCCAUCACGCGUCCGCUGGAUGCCGCCUCGUCCGACCAUUGGUGCCGUGGGGUGGCUGUCACAGCGGUCAUCUGGGGGGUCACUCUGUCCAUGUCUGUGCCAUACCUCGUGCAGACGGGCAUUCAGAAGGACAAGAGCAACGUGUCGCGAUGCUUCGAGGGCUACCACCAUGAGACGGAUGGCGAGAAGCGGCUGGUGGCCGCAACCCACCUUAUUAUUGUGGGGUGCUUCGUCUUGGUCUUCUUCCUCGUCGUAGUGUGUAAUCUGCUCAUCGCCCGGGCGUUACUAGACCAGUCCCUUACCCAGGCUCGGGGCUCCAGUUCCUCCAAACCCCGGGGGGUGAAGGGCCGGGCCCUGCAGAUGCUGUGUGCUGUGGUGGGGGUGUUCGUGGUGUGCUUCCUCCCCCACCACAUUGUCCAGGGCCCCUGGACCCUGGCUGUGCUGGAGAUCAAGGAGGGCUGGGGCAGCACGGAAUGGAGCCAGAAGACCAAGCAAUGGUUGAACGACGCCCACCAGGUCACCCUGAUGCUAAUGGGGCUCAACUGCCUCUUCGAUCCCGUGGUGUACUGCUUCGCCACCAGGAGGUUCCACAUGUAUAUCAAGGACCAUCUGAAAAAGGUGGGGAGGGGCAGAGCCUGCUCGGAAACAGCCAUCACACACAUCUCUAUAGUGGAAUGCAAGAAUGUGAGCCAGCGGCUCCAUAGCGAACAGCAGUAGCUCAAUAAUUAAAGUCCUUCACUGUAACGGUUUAAAUUUAAUUUAUAUGGUAAAUUUGGGUAUUAUCAAUAGUAAAGUACUCCAAACAUUUUACUUCAGCAUAGUGUAAAUUGUUGUGGGCGGGGAAACAAUUGCUUUAUUUUGAAUGGUACUGUAAUUCCACCCCACAGAAUACAGUACUGUACCUUGUCUUUGGGGGGCCAAAAACAUUUUGACCACUUGUGAGUGCAUGUUAUUGUUGUUUCUGGCAGCAAGUCUUAAAUGGUUGAGCAUUUUGCCAUGUCCUUUUGGUCUGUACCCCUGUAGUCGCUGCCAGUUUGGAAGAUUUUGUUAAGGCCUCUACAGGUGCAAGUAAUAUAAAACACCAAUUAUGCAUUAAUAUGCUGUGGGAUGUUUACAACCAGAUGCAUCUGGUUUUCAAGGGAAAAGGAAAGAGAGCCUGUGACGCCUACACGACUUCCGCUUUUGAACGUUAACAAGGCGACACUCCAUCUUAACUCCUCCUCCACAUUUAUUGGAUUGGUUGAACAGUGCAGAAGAGAACCUCCCCUACCAUUUUUUUCUUCUCGUCAGCUACGUUAGGUUACCUAGCAGCCAACCUGCUUGCACCAAUCCCUUGUAAUUACAGUAAAAUACUGUGAAAUACAAACCUGUCCCCUCAAAGAAUUUCAUUCAUCCAUUCAUCCAUGUGCCGACCUUACAGUGAAGUGCUUACUUACAUACAAGCCCUUAACUAACAAUGCAGUUAAGAAAAAUAAGUGUUUAGAAAGUAUUUACUAAAAUAAACUGAAGUAAAAAAUAAAAAUAAGAAAAUAGAAAAAUAUUUAAAGAACAAAAAUAAAAUAACAGUAUUGCGGCUAUAUACCGGUACAGAAUCGAUGUGCGGGGGCACCGGUUAGUUGAGGUAAUAUUUACAUGAAGAUAGAGGUAAAGUGACUAUGCAUAAAUAAUAAAGUAGCCAUUUGAUUAGCUGUUAAAUUUCACCACCUCUUUCGUCCUGUUCUUUUUCUCUUUGAGCGUAAACAGAGUAUAAAAGCAGAAGUUUCAUAGGGAACUGGAACUUCUAUAAAGGAUAAAUUCACCCCGUAUACAAUUCCCCCUGGAAGGAGAUUAAGGGCUCUAUUCAGAAAUCCUCAUUAUUUCGUUGAAUGAUUUAACAUUUGAGUGUCAUUAUUUCCAUAUAGCCUAUACUUUCUCGUUCUGAACUUCUAACGUGAGUCGGACGGGUCUGGCUUUGUGACAAUGAUCAAGACCAGCUGCUCACCGAUAUGACAGCUCCAAUGCAGUUACACCUCCGACACCGCCAAAACAUCAGCUAUCUGGGUGUCGGCUAUUGCCGGUUAAUGCUGAUCUGAUUGAAUCUAGGCCUAAGGGUCCCACUGUUCAGCAAGAGUAGGAGCAGGGCAAGUUUCAUUCAGCCAUCAGACUGCUGAACAGUGGGACGGAUGGACAGUAGGCCCCAGAGACUUUGAAUAUGUGAAAAUCUAAAUGUGUGACUUGUGUACUAGCUUUCCAGUUUUUCCUACGUCAUGUAAUAUAUUGUGUUGUGUUUGUGUAUUUGUAUGCUGACAUCACAAAAUGAAUUUACAUGUAAAAUGGACAAAGUAUAUCGUAUCAUAUCGUAUUUGUUUUGCAAUUUUGUACGACAAAUUUUGCAAAACAAAUACUGGGAGCCAAGAAGUACUUUUAAAAGUGUGAUGCAUUGCUAUUAUUGUUAUUGCUAUUAUUAUUAUUGUAAAGAAUGAUGAAGUAACAAGCUUUAAGGUCAUUUUAUGAGGCUGGUAACCAUCCUAGAUGUCAAUUCAACAUUUCUUCCAUGUUGGGUCAGCGUAAUUUCAUUGAAAUGACGUGGAAACAAUGUUGAUUCAACCUGUGUAUGCCCAGUGGGAUGUGAUGAACUUGAUGACUUCUCAGCUGUCAGCUGCUGAAGUAUAAACAGAGACGGUUUAUGAAGUAACUUGACCACUGGUAUAAAUGUUGCACUUUACUGUAACUCUUUGUAUGUGAUGCAAUCAGAACAUAUUGUGUAACGUUGUACUGCAUUCUCAAAUAAAACAUAUCUACCAGAUA
Oncorhynchus keta (chum salmon) is the source of this 3731-nucleotide messenger RNA. Its product is annotated as platelet-activating factor receptor. Gene Ontology annotation, molecular function: platelet activating factor receptor activity; G protein-coupled purinergic nucleotide receptor activity. NCBI's taxonomy places the organism in Eukaryota, Metazoa, Chordata, Actinopteri, Salmoniformes, Salmonidae. Gene Ontology annotation, cellular component: membrane. The coding region runs from base 555 to 1661 and encodes 368 amino acids. The transcript has 3 exons. Gene Ontology annotation, biological process: chemotaxis; G protein-coupled receptor signaling pathway. The record is from RefSeq and is a predicted model, not a curated record.